This is a messenger RNA of Hansenula anomala, 1041 nucleotides long. Its product is annotated as SDR family oxidoreductase. Gene Ontology annotation, molecular function: oxidoreductase activity, acting on the CH-OH group of donors, NAD or NADP as acceptor. The transcript has a single exon. NCBI's taxonomy places the organism in Eukaryota, Fungi, Ascomycota, Saccharomycetes, Phaffomycetales, Wickerhamomycetaceae. The record is from RefSeq and is a predicted model, not a curated record. The coding region runs from base 1 to 1041 and encodes 346 amino acids.
AUGUCAAAAGUUUUAGUUACUGGGGCAACAGGUUUUGUAGCCCUACACAUUAUUGGUCAAUUGAUUGAAAAAUCGUAUUCAGUUAUUGGAACUGUUAGAUCUCAAGCCAAAGCUGAAAAGUUGAUUAAGCAAUUCAAAGAGAAAUAUGGUGCUGAUGUCAAGUUAGAACUUGUUAUUGUUGAGGAUAUUGCAGGUACUGGUGCAUUUGACACUUUAUUCAAGUCUCAUAAAGAUAUUGGCUCAGUUUUACACACUGCUUCUCCAUUCUCUGAUGCUCAAACUGAUGAUUUCGAGAAAGGUUAUAAAAGACCAGCUGUUGAAGGUACUCUCAAUGUUUUAGGUUCAAUUAAAGAAUUUGCUCCUCAAGUUAAGAAGGUUGUCAUUACAUCUUCAAUGGCUGCUAUUAUUCAUUCGGAUAAACUUUUUGAUUUAACAUUUAUCCAUACAGAGGAGACUUGGAACCCAUUGGAAUGGAAGGACUCUCAAAUCAAUUGGCAAAUGGCUUACAUUGCUUCCAAAAAAUUGGCUGAAAAAGCUGCGUGGGAUUUUAUCAAGGAAAACAAGGUUAAUUUCACUUUGACAACUGUUAAUCCACCACUCAUCUUUGGUCCACAAUUCUUCGAUAUUGAAGAUCCAAAAGGAACUUUAAACACUUCUGCCGAAGUUAUCCAAGGAAUGUUGGCUACUGAUCCAAACGAUACCCAUUUAUUUGAUAAUCUAACCAAUGUUUCAACAGACGUUAGAGAUAUUGCUGCAUUCCAUAUUAUUCCAUUAGAAAAAAAUGGAGUUGAAGGUCAUAGGUUACUUCCAAUCGCUGGAAGAUUCUCAGCACAAAAGAUCUUGGACUUGAUUAACGAACAAUUUCCUGAACUAAGAGGUAAAAUUGCUAAAGGUGACACAGCUAAUGAAGCAUCUCUUCAAGCCGUCGGUUAUAAUAUUGAUAAAACUGUUGAAUUGGUUGGAGGUUAUGACUUCAUUCCUCUCAAAAAACAAGUUUAUGAUUCUGUUAAACAGAUCUUAGAUGCUUCAAAGAAACAAUGA